AUGGCGAAUCAAGAAAGAAAUACAAAGGCCACCGAUGAUGCAAUGUCAUCGUCUUCGGACUACAAUCUCUAUGUCCCCAUGGACAUCAUCUUCGACAUUCUGAAUCGUCUCCCUGUCAAAUGUCUCCUUCGAUUCAGGUGCAUAUGCAAAACCUUCCGCCACCUUAUCUCUAACCCUACCUUCAUCUCAUCCCACCUCCUCCACCACCGCACCACUACCACCGCCACCAUUUUCACCUUCAAACACCGCUCUACCACCUCUCGCACUCUGUUACAAUCACCUUCAUCGUCUAAAGACCCUAACAAUCUGGUCUACCCAUUUUCCAACCACACUCGCAAUCUACACCUAAUCGGCUCCAUUAAUGGCCUCCUCUGUCUCCGUCUCUCUCUGUCGAACCAUCCACUCCAUUGCCAUCGAUGCAUCAUCAUCCUCCUCUGGAACCCCGCUACCAAACUCUUCAAAUCUCUCCCCUCUCCCACCAUCCAAAUUCCUCCUAGGUUUUUUUCACCCCUCUCACGGGUUCGGAUUCCGAUUCCAUUCUACUACUUCUUCCAGUGA
This is a messenger RNA of Camellia sinensis, 558 nucleotides long. RefSeq names its product F-box/kelch-repeat protein At3g23880-like. Gene Ontology annotation, molecular function: protein binding. NCBI's taxonomy places the organism in Eukaryota, Viridiplantae, Streptophyta, Magnoliopsida, Ericales, Theaceae. The record is from RefSeq and is a predicted model, not a curated record.